AUGGCCACUGCAUCCUCGGCAUAUAUAUCUGCUUCGACAAACCGCUUCUCGCACGCUGCAGAUAUAUCUUCAUCUUCUCUAGUUGCUUAUGGAUCGUCUCAGCUUGUUGCGCUUUGGGAUGUCACUGAUCUACAUGAUCCCGGUGUGAAGGAAACUCUACCCGGCCACGAGGGCGACGUAACAUGUGUAUCCUUUGCAAGAGAUGACCUUCUCGUUACCGCGGAUAACAAGGGGCAAGUCCGGUGUUGGAGGAAAUUUGGACUCCAGGCAUGGCAGGCUCAUUGGAAAUCAACUGCUGUCUUGCAAGGACAUGAAAAGGCUAUCACAUCACUCUGCGUUCUUGACCAAAUUUUGGUCACUGGGAGCUCAGAUUCACUGGUCAAGGUUUGGAGUAUCACUUUUGGAAUUGAGACCGAUCAAGUUGCUGAGGUACAAGUCCUAUCUCUUCACGGGAAAUAUUCCCUUGCCCUUGCCCUUGUCACUCUACCAGGAUCAACUGCGACUAUGCUUGCAAUUGCAGGUACAGACCAUAAAGUUCACAUCUGGACCCGUUCAGAAGAGACAUUCAUCAGAUCCGUCGUACUCCCAGGACACGAAGACUGGGUCCGGAGUCUUGCUUUCCGAGCUCCUGAAGCUGUUCACGACCCACUGGUUUUGGCAUCCGGUUCACAAGAUGGGACUAUACGCCUGUGGAGUAUCGAAAUAAUGUCCAGAGACAAGCCCAAAGAGUUUUCACUAGGUAACACCAAUACUGAGCAACUGAACGAUGAGCUUCUGGACGCCUUCGAGGCGUCCCUGGGUGACCUGGCGGAUGGAGAAGAGGGCGGUCGACAAAUAUCUCUCAAACGACAUGUCUUGACUGUGAAGACUGAUCAGGGCUCCCAGCAGUUUUCAAUAACGUUUGACGCACUUUUGAUCGGCCAUGAAGCUGGCAUUACCUCUUUGUCUUGGCGUCCCACCACGAGUAACCCUCAAGCAGAUCAAAGACCCACUCUUCUCUCAACCUCUACAGAUUCUUCCGUCAUUCUUUGGUCCCCAUCUAAUGUUAUUACUUCGUCUCAGGAUGGCUCGACAUCUAUCUGGAUAAAUCGACAACGGUUUGGAGAUAUUGGAGGGCAAAGGCUUGGUGGCUUCAUCGGUGGCUUGUGGUCUAAAAAAGGGACGGAGGCCAUGGCUUGGGGGUGGAGCGGCGGAUGGAGGCGCUGGCGGUGUGAUGAUGAAAAAAUGCCAGGGAGUGAAGGUAUUGACAACUGGAGCGAAAUUGGUGCAGUCGGUGGGCAUAGCGGACCUAUUAAAGACCUCGAUUGGAGCCCCAAAGGAGAAUACCUCAUUUCAGUUGGGCUCGACCAAACAACUCGUAUGCAUGGAGCGAUCCAGACAGCAGACGCAAACGGUGCGCUAACUUAUGUAUGGCAUGAGCUGAGUAGGCCGCAGGUACAUGGAUAUGACAUUGUUGGCGUGAGGUUCCUCGAUGCUCUCAAGUUCGUGAGUAUCGCAGAUGAGAAAGUCGCCCGAGUGUUUGAAGCCCCACGCGUAUUCGUUGACUUGGCGAAGGGUCUUGGAGUGUUAGACUCCACCAUAAGCAGUGAGGAAAGGCCCCUUGGUGCUAGUGUUCCUCCGCUUGGCUUGUCCAACAAAGCAGUCAGGGAAGUUUUACCUACGGGACCAAACCCAGAUACUCCCAUUCGACGUCCUUUCGAAGGCGAACUUGCAUCUACCACCCUGUGGCCAGAAGUUGAGAAAGUGUUUGGCCACGGUUACGAAUUAAUAAGCCUUGCUGUAUCAAAUGACAAACGUAUGAUAGCAACGGGAUGCAGGGCAUCGUCCGCGGAUCAUGCCGUUAUACGUGUAUACGAGGCUGAUACAUGGCAAUUAUAUGGAUUGCCACUUGAAGGGCAUGCCCUCACCGUCACACGCAUCUCCUUCAGCCCCGACAACCGUUUCAUUCUAACGGUGUCUAGAGACCGGUCAUGGAGGUUGUUUGAGAAAAAAGAAGGAGGUUUCAUACCUACGGCGUCAGAUAAAUCUCACACCCGAAUUAUCUGGGAUUGCGCCUGGAGCAACGAAGGUGAUAUUUUUGCAACGGCAUCUCGCGAUAAAACAGUGAAAAUAUGGGAAGCCAAUUCGGCGGCCAGUCAACGAGCUGCUUUGACAACGAUCAAGGUUAAGGAAGCCGCCACUUCCCUGGCUUUUUGUCCUGCAAAUACAAUAAAUCGACGUAUGUUGGCUGUCGGAUUGGAAACAGGGGAAGUAUUAGUUUAUUCCAGCGUAUCCUCGUUGCCCUCUAAGUGGGACCUUGAUUUGACGAUCGAUUCUAGGACUGCACAUGUCAAUCAAAUACAUCGAAUGGCGUGGAGACCAUUGGAUGAUCGUGAAACUCAAAUCAGACAGCUGGCAACCUGUAGUGAAGAUGGUACAUUGAAGAUAUUGAUCGUCCAUACGGGGUAG
Molecule: messenger RNA, 2448 nt
Organism: Serpula lacrymans var. lacrymans S7.9
Lineage: Eukaryota; Fungi; Basidiomycota; Agaricomycetes; Boletales; Serpulaceae
Exons: 15
Coding region: 1-2448 (815 amino acids)
Biological process (GO): tRNA wobble uridine modification
Cellular component (GO): elongator holoenzyme complex
Molecular function (GO): protein binding
Source: RefSeq, a predicted model, not a curated record